AUGCGACCGAGAAGGCGCGACGACUUUGCGAUCGCAAUUAUCUGCGCUCUCGUUUUUGAGGCGGAUGCGGUCGAGGCUUUGUUCGAUGAGACCUAUGAUCGACUCGGGAAACACUACGGCAAAGAACGAGGCGAUGCCAACACAUACGUAAAUGGACGGAUUGGCAAGCACGAUGUGGUCCUGUGCUAUAUGCCUGGCAUGGGCAAGGGAAGUGCGGCAGGUGUUGCGUCUAGCCUGCUCAUCAGCUACCCGGGCGUCAGGCUUGCUCUCGUCGUUGGGAUCUGCGGGGGCGCCCCAUCACCACCAAAGUAUCAAGAGAUAUAUCUUGGUGAUGUGAUUAUCAGUGAUUCGACACACUGGGCAGGCCAGAUCGAGAGAUCCGGGCUCUUCUCAAUGACCUUCGCGCGGAAAAAACCCGCAGUGAACUUGAAAACCAGGCGCAACACCAUCUCCACUGCCUUCAACAAACAGGAACCAGAUGCUGUCAUCCGGGAGCCUAUGAUAUUCUUUUCAAGGCCCGCUAUCUUCAUCAGCAUCAUAGCAAGACUUUUGCUGAUGGAUGCCGCACCUGUUUUGGAAGAUCAUGAAAUCCGAGGUCGAGAGGCCUCAGAACCUUACCCGGUCUCCAUCUACAUCGGACCAGUUGCAUCCGCUGACACGGUUAUGAAGUCUGGACAGCAUCGGGAUGAGAUUGCCAGUACAGAAAAGGUUCUUGGUUUUGAGAUGGAGGGGGCAGGAGUCUGGGAUCAUGUCCCGUGUAUCAUUAUCAAGGGCGUAUGUGACUAUGCCGACAGUCACAAAAACAAGGUGUGGCAGGAAUAUGCGGCAGCGACUGGAGCGUCAGUGGCAAAGACUUUUCUGGAGUACUGGAGGCCGGCAGACCAUAGAGACGCGAGCGGAAAUUACCAUGUGAUAAUUCCCUUUGCAAAGAAUCCAUAUUUCGUGGGCCGCCAGCAGGAAAUCCAGAUGAUAGAGGAUUCGAUUACUAUGCCAGAUGGACCGAGAAAGCUUGCCAUCACCGGACUGGGCGGCGUGGGAAAGACUCAAAUCGCGCUGGAGAUAGCUUAUUGCAUGCGACAUCGAGACCCUGAAUGUUCGAUCUUCUGGAUCCCGUGCACCAGCUUCGAGGCUGUUGAACAGGCUUUCGUGACCAUAGCACAAGUAUUGGGGCUCCGUGAAGUGCAGCCAACAAAGGUGAAGGAGUGUCUCCGGGCUCACUUCAGCCAGUCCAACAAAAAGUGGAUCCUGAUCUUCGACAACGCAGAUGACAAGGACAUGUGGAUGGAGAUUCAGGGAAGCUCCACUGCACCACGGCUCAAGAAUAUCAUCCCUCAAAGUGACAAUGGUCGUGUUCUCUUCACCUCCCGCAAUCGACAGCUUGCAUUGAAGCUUGCACCAUCAAACGUGGUCUCUAUCCCCCAUGUGGAUCAGAAGGCUGGCAAGGAAAUUUUGAUGAACUUGCUGAUUUGCAAGGAUCUGUUACGGGACGAUUAUGAGACAAAUACGCUCCUUGAGAUGCUUUCUUGUCUCCCGUUGGCAAUCAGCCAAGCCGCGGCUUACAUCAAUCGAAAUGAUAUUUCCUUAGCAACAUACAUGUCACUGCUGGGCGAACAAGAAGGGGCGAGCAUAGAACUGCUCAGCGAGGAGUUUGAUGACGACGGACGCUACGAAGCGAGUCAGCAUGCCGUGGCCGCAACCUGGCCGAUCUCCUUUGUGCAGAUUCAGCAACGGGAUAAAAUUGCAAGCGACUUUUUGUCAUUCAUGGCCUGCAUUAGUCAUCGGGAGAUACCAGAGUCCAUUCUUCCACAUACGGAGUCAGCGAAGGCAAGAGUGGAAGCAUUGGGUCUUCUCAAAGCAUGCUCUUUUGUCAGCGCACAGGUUGAGAAUAGCAUGAAAUACGGGACAUUUACGAGCUGGGUAGGGACAACUGCUGACCGACUGAGCACGGUUUUCCCUGAUGAAGACCAUUGCAAUCGACAAACAUGGAGGAACUACCUGCCUCAUGCAUUGUAUCUGGCAGACAGCGCAGAAUUCCAGGAACGCCAGCAUGAUUAUGACAACUUCCUGGCCAGGAUAGGAAGGUGCUUGCGAAGGGAUGGCAGAUAUGCCGAGGCAGGAUCUGUGUUCCGAAACGUCCUUUCAACUCAGGAAAGAUUUUGCGGACCGGAGCAUGCUGAUACUCUUGCUAGUAUCAGAAACCUUGGUUUAUGCCUUGAACGACAGGGCAAUUAUGAGGAAGCAGAGGCCAUACACCGACGGGCACUGUUAGGGUCAGAGAAGGUCCUUGGUCCUGAGCAUCCUCAUACUCUUAUUCGUAUCAAUGAUUUUGGUUCAAUCCUUGCACACCAGAGCAAGUAUAAGGAAGUAGAGACCAUGCACAGACGAUCACUUUCGGGGUCAGAGAAGGUCUUUGGUCCUGAGCAUCCCCGGACUCUCAACAGCAUGGCUAUUCUGGCAAGCAUGUUAUUUGACCAGGGACGCUUCGUCGAAGCGGAAGAGCUUGCUGUGCAGCUGCUUGGAGCGCGGAAACGGAUGCCAGGGCCAGAGCAUCCUUGGACCUUGACCAGUAUGCGCAAUCUUGCGUGUACUUGGAGAAAACUAGGGAGGACUUCUGACGCAUCCAUCCUUCUCAAGGACUGUGUGGACCUCUCCAACAAAGCAUUAGGUUCGCAUCACGCAGACACCGCCCAAUUAUUCAAUAUUCUUCUUAGCUGGGAGACCAACAGCAAACCAGCUUCAACAGACGCUUCUACUCCCCCGCUAGCUCAUACGCACGAGAGUGAGAUGAUGCCGGAUUCAAAACUCGGAGGCCGGAAAUGGCGACGCCCGAUGAAUUUUCUUUUCCAAAGAAGACGAUGA
This is a messenger RNA of Penicillium diatomitis, 2859 nucleotides long. RefSeq names its product kinesin light chain. The transcript has 5 exons. Gene Ontology annotation, biological process: nucleoside metabolic process. The record is from RefSeq and is a predicted model, not a curated record. Gene Ontology annotation, molecular function: ADP binding; catalytic activity; protein binding. NCBI's taxonomy places the organism in Eukaryota, Fungi, Ascomycota, Eurotiomycetes, Eurotiales, Aspergillaceae. The coding region runs from base 1 to 2859 and encodes 952 amino acids.